AUGAACAACCCCCAGAGCAGCGCCAUCACCGUCAAAAUCGAAGUGACAGACGUCAACGACAACCCUCCGAAAUGGCCUCGAGACCCCAUCACCAUCAGCGUGAGCGAGAACGCCGAAAUCGGCGCCUCCAUCUACAAUCUCACCGCCACCGACGCCGAUUCUGGCAGCAACAGCGACUUGAGGUAUUCCCUGCUGGAGCAGCAUCCACAGAGCGACGCCUUCUCGGUGGAUUCGCUCACGGGGGCGCUGAAUUUAGCGUCCAAAUUGGACUUCGAAGCCACCAAGGAGUACCUUCUGGUGGUCCUGGCGACUGAUCAAUGCCAGAACGCGUCGGAGCGGCUGAGCGCCUCGGCGACGCUGCGGCUGCUGGUCGACGAUUACAACGACAACGCUCCGAGGUUCGUCGCUCCUGCUGGUCCGGUGUACACCAGCGAUUCCACUGCUCUGGGAUCGACUGUAGCUCAUCUUAUCGCGGUGGAUGAGGAUAGAGGCGAUAACGGUAGAGUGACCUACGCGAUGUCCGGAGGCAACGACGAGGGAUUGUUCUCGCUGGGGUACGAUACCGGGAGUUUGACGUUGACGAAGCCGUUGGAGGAUAACGGGAAGUCGUUCGUUUUGAACGUCACGGCGAGCGAUCACGGGAACCCUUCGAAGACGACCGCUAUGGAGUUGAAGUUGAUCGUGCAAAGUUUCGUGGAUGCUGCGCCUAAGUUUCUGGAGGUUCAGUAUGUUGUUGAGGUAGCUGAAGAUGUUGCUGUCGAUACAGUCAUCACCAAGUUGUCGGCUCGAUCUGGACUAACAGAAGCAAAUAAUCUCACCUUCAUCUUACCAUCCGACGAGACGUUCCGCAUAAACUCACCAACCGGAGAAGUCUUAGCGAAGAAACGCCUGGAUCGCGAAGCAAUCGACACUUACGUUCUGACCGUCUUCGUCAGCGAUUCUUCCUACAAAACCACUUUAUUCGACACCACCACCUUAAUCAUCAAAGUAACGGAUAUCAACGAUAACGUUCCGAAGUUUCGAACAGGCUCCUGCUAUCGAUUGUCCGUGCCGGAGAACUCCGAAACGUCCGUGGUGCACACGAUGGUGGCCGAAGACGGGGACGAAGGGUCCAACGGUGAGGUGUACUACACCAUCACCAGCGGGAAUGCGGGGAAUAAAUUCAGCAUCGAUACGAAGACGGGGGAGUUGACAGCUCGACCGUUGGACAGAGAAAGCCAGUCCAAGUAUUUCCUGACGAUAGUAGCGAAAGAUCGAGGGACUCCAGCCAUGCAGAGCGUUUGUAAUUUGACGGUGACUGUAGAGGAUCAAAACGAUAACGAUCCUAAGUUCGAUUUGUCCGAAUAUUCCACCGCUAUUUUGGAAAACGUGCCGGUUGAUACAUCGGUGUUGAAAGUUCACGCCUCCGAUGCUGAUUUAGGAAUAAACGCCAGGAUUAUUUACUCGCUGUCCAACGAAAGCCACUGGUUGUUUCGAGUCGAUAACAAAACAGGAGUCAUCACAACCACUGGCUCGUUCGAUAGGGAAAAAGAAAACGUUUACACGUUUCUGAUAGUAGCCACGGACGGUGGUAAAUACAACGCCAGGAGCCAAAGCGUUCCGGUAACGGUUAAAAUACUCGAUUUCAACGACAACAAACCGACAUUCACCCGCUACCCUUUCAAAGAAAAAGUAACCCCUUACAUCCAACCCGGCCAACAGAUCAUCAAAAUCACAGCGACAGACGACGACGAAGCCACCAACGCCGAAAUCGUCUACACCAUCUCCACGGACGAUUCCAACGGCAAAUUCCGCAUCAACCCCAACACCGGAAUCAUCACCACCACCCAAUCUCUAGCCGCCCACAAAGGCAAAAUCAUCUACUUAAACGUGCUGGCAACAGACAAAGGCAACCCGCCGAUGAGCUCCUCGGGUUUGGUGGAGAUCCAAGUGGGUGACCUGCCGGAGACCUCCCCCAGUCUGCUCUUCCAGAACGCUACUUACGCUGUUACUUUAGCGGAGAACACCGAGAGGCUCAAGGAGGUUGUCAGGGUGGGGGCGGUGCGCAGCGACGGCCGCCGCCAGCGCGUCGCCUACUCCAUCGGCGCCGGCGAUGAUGCCGGCGUCUUCAUCAUCGACUCCACCACCGGUAUUAUCCAAGUACGCGAUCCAGACGGCUUGGACUUCGAGCUCCACCGGAACCUCGCCUUGGUGGUGGAGGCGAGGACUGAAGGACAACCCGAUUUGCGCGGGUACUGCGAUGUAAUCGUGCAACUAACCGACGAAAACGAUAAUUCUCCGAAGUUCACGCAGCGACAAUAUGCGGCUAGUGUAUGGGAGGGUAACAAGAAAGGUGAGUUCGUGCUGCAGGUGGUUGCUGGUGAUGCUGACGAAGGCGCCAAUUCGAGGAUACUCUACCACAUCGUUGAUGGUAAUCACGAUAACGCUUUCAAAAUCGAGCCGGCUUUUAGUGGGAUUUUGAAGACCAACAUUGUGCUGGAUAGGGAAAUCAGGGAUGCCUACAGGUUGACUGUGAUUGCUACCGAUGAAGGUGUACCGCAGAUGACCGGCACGGCGAGGAUUCGAAUCAAUGUAGUCGAUGUCAAUGAUAAUCAACCGACUUUCCCGCCUCACAGCGUUAUUACUGUGAAAGAAGAUACUCCCGUUGGUACUGUAUUGACGAUUGCUACUGCUAACGAUGUGGAUACUUAUCCUCCUUUAACCUACGGUUUUGCUAAAGAUAACUACAAGAAAGAUUUGCAGUAUUUUAGUAUCGAUAGGUACAGCGGGAAGGUGAUUUUGAAGAAAAGUUUGGACUACGAGACGUGGCAGGAGUGCAAAAUCGGCAUCGUCGCUUCCGAUGGAGUCCAUUCGGCUCAAACUUCUUUAACUAUCAAAGUUAUAGAUGUUAACGAUAAUGCUCCGUCGUUUUCGCAAUCUUCGUACUUCGCCACUUUACCAGAAGGAAAUUCUCCGACGUUAAUAGACAUAGCGUAUUUAAACGCCAGCGACGCGGAUUCGGAAGAAAACGCCAAAUUGCAAUACUCCUUGGUAUCCUCUUUAGCUGGAUUUUCGAUCGAUGCUGAUGAAGGAAUCCUCAAAGCUAAUUUAUCAGCAACUUCACGCUAUACAGACGAAAUUUUACUAACCAUCAAAGCUACAGACAUGGGAAAUCCCCCGCAACACUCCAUCGUACCGAUUAGAAUCAGAACCAACGGAGACGCCUCUUCUACCGGCUCGAAAACUCUCGGCAAAACGGAGUACAAGAUUAGCGUGCAAGAAAACACCACCAGAGGCUCCACCAUAAUGCAUCUAACCAAACCACCAUCGAUAUCAUCCACCUAUUACCGAAUAGUAGACGGCAACGACGACGGCAACUUCGAGGCGAUCAACCCAUCGGGCGCCCUCGUGCUGGUGAAACCGCUCGACAGGGAAACCCGCGAUACUUACAACCUCAAAAUAACCGCAGACGCCUCUUCGAUGUCGCUGGUAACCGUCGAAAUAACCGUCGAAGACUCCAACGACAACCCGCCGAUGUUCCAAUCGACCGACCACGCCACCACCAUCAGCGAAAACCUGCCGAUCGGAGCCUCCGUGGAGGCUUUGUUAGCAAUCGAUGCGGAUUUACCUCAAUCGCCCAACUCACGAAUCCUCUACAGCAUCACCUCCGGCAACGACGAAGGUUGCUUCGCGCUGGAUUCUCACACCGGACUUCUCACUGUCAACAAGUCGCUGGAUUUCGAUCGAGGCGCCGUCGACUACAACCUGGUGGUGAAAGCCUGCGACGAAGGCUCGCCCAGCUUGUGCGCUCUACAAACGAUCGCGGUGAGCCUGCAAGACGAGAACGACAACGAACCGAUGUUCCCGGUCUCGGAGUACUUCGAAUUCGUCGGGGAAAACGAAGCAGUAGGAACGGUGGUGUUCACAGCGCGCGCUUCGGACGCCGAUAGAGGUCGCUUCGGACGAUUAACUUACUCCAUUCUACCGUCGUACGCUCAAUUGGACAACUCCUGGAAGCUGUUCAACGUCGAUUCCACCACCGGUUUGGUUACCACUUCUACGGCCUUCGAUUACGAGCAGCGGAGUCGCUAUAACUUCGUUGUAAAAGCGGAAGAUGCCGGUGGGAAGUUUACUUCGGUGAAAGUUCGCGUUGAUAUCGAGGGUAAGGACGAGUUCCAUCCGCAGUUCACCGAAAGGACCUACAAACUGACUUUAGCUACCUCAUCAGCUCUACCGGUCGGUUAUAUCGUUGGUCACGUAACCGCUACCGAUAGAGAUAAGGGACCUGAUGGUAGAGUUGUGUAUCAGUUAAUGACGCAACAUUCUUACUUUAAAGUUAACAGAACCACCGGUGAUAUACUUGUUAAGAAGAAGUUUGAUUAUGUAGAAAUACCGAAUAACGGUAGGGAGAUUAGUUUGGUGAUAACGGCUAGUUCAGGUCGACAAGGAUCGUUAACCAAUAUGACUGUAGUGGAGAUUAUCUUGGAUCCUCUAGCUGAUCCUGGUACUAAUUUGGCGAUUAACAGAGGCGAUGCAAUUCCGGCCACAACCAGCGGCAUAGCAGACUGGGCUCUGGGUCUCCUCAUAGCUCUUCUGUUACUGAUAAUCGCCUUCGGCGCCGCCUUCGUUUUCUUGCACAUGCGCAACAAACGCAACAAGCAAUCGACCAAACCCAACCUGGGCGCCGCCGACGCCGUAUCGACCGCCAACAACUUCGUCGACGCCGAUCCGCGGCGUCGCCGGCGCCGCCGCCGCCGCCGCGGGCCAAUUCGCGCCGCCCAAGUACGACGAGAUACCGCCGUACGGCGCGCCGCACCCGGCCAGCUCGAAUUCCGGCGCCGCCACCACCUCCGAACUGUCCGGCUCCGAGCAAUCCGGCUCGAGCGGUCGCGGAUCCGCCGAGGACGACGGCGACGACGAGGAGAUCCGCAUGAUCAACGAAGGACCGAUGCAGCUUCGAACCAACGACGAUGAUAGUUUAUCGAAUACAUCUGUUAGGAAUACUCAGGAGUACUUGGCGCGGUUGGGUAUCAACAAUACCAUCCGCAACGGGGCGAGGAUAGGCGCCGACCGCGCCAAUCAACCGGCGCCUUUGGGUAUGUUCAACGAAGAAAGCAAUGACAACGACAUCGCAGCUUUGAUAUACGCCAAAUUGAACGAUGUGGGUGGUGGUGAUCGAGCCGGGGAUGUACCUACUGGGGCACACAUGAUGAACAAUUACGGGGAAGUCCAAACCGCUACUCAUCAACCAUCGAUGAACGGCUCGUUGAGCUCCAUCGUGCACAGCGAAGAGGAACUAGCUGGUAGCUACAACUGGGACUAUCUGCUGGAUUGGGGCCCGCAGUACCAACCUCUAGCGCAUGUCUUUUCGGAGAUAGCGAGGUUGAAGGACGACACGGCGUCGGUGCACAGCGGCGCCAGCGGGGCGUCGAGCGCCAAGAGCAAGAAGGCGGCGCCGGCGCCGGCGGCUGGGAGGGGAAGGGCGGUGUUGGUGGCGCCGCGGUCGCCGAUUAGCCACGAGGGUGGGGGCGGGGGGGCGGCGAUGUCGCCGAGUUUCGCGGCGAGUUUGUCGCCGCUGGCGACGAAAUCGGGUGCGGGGGCGGCGGGGUUGCCGGUGGUGCAUCACGUGAUUGGGCGGCAGGCGGCGGCGAGGGGUAAGUCGAUGGUCGAUGCUGAGUUGAGUAUUUGA
This is a messenger RNA of Phyllotreta striolata, 5668 nucleotides long. NCBI's taxonomy places the organism in Eukaryota, Metazoa, Arthropoda, Insecta, Coleoptera, Chrysomelidae. The record is from the annotation of a GenBank genome assembly.